Messenger RNA from Aspergillus alliaceus, 2526 nucleotides. RefSeq names its product methylenetetrahydrofolate reductase (NAD(P)H) MET12. The coding region runs from base 184 to 2391 and encodes 735 amino acids. Gene Ontology annotation, cellular component: cytosol. Lineage: Eukaryota; Fungi; Ascomycota; Eurotiomycetes; Eurotiales; Aspergillaceae. Gene Ontology annotation, biological process: tetrahydrofolate interconversion. The record is from RefSeq and is a predicted model, not a curated record. The transcript is spliced from 2 exons. Gene Ontology annotation, molecular function: methylenetetrahydrofolate reductase [NAD(P)H] activity; FAD binding.
UAUGUUUGCAACGCGGCGUCCUGAGUCAUUGAUGGUCUUAUGAAAACACUGAGCCAUCAUUUUGAUAGCAUGCUCUAAUAGUGUACGAGUCCUUGAGGAUUGUAUUCUAAGAAAUGUGUAAGCACAGAUCCUAGUCGAUCUCGAGCCUGUCAUGCAGCCCUACCUCAUGGAGAUGUCACCGGCAUGCUUCCGCUUCCGUUAAUCGGAGGGCUGGUCAAACUCCGACCUGAACGUUUCGCUCCCCGAUUGAUGACGCCCCAGUCAUCCUCUUUCAACUACCACCUCUUCCAUACCUUUGCCGGAACAGACACUGGGGAUAAGAUGGAGAAGAUCACAGAUAAGAUUGCGGCUUUGCCGCCGGAUGCAAAUUACUUCUCUUUGGAGUUUUUCCCUCCAAAAACUCAGAUGGGAUUUGCUAACCUUCAAGCCCGUUUGGAGCGUAUGGCACAAGCCUUGCGGCCGUUGUUUGUCACCGUCACCUGGGGCGCUGGAGGUACCACUGCACAGAGAUCGUUGGAGCUGGCGGAGAUCUGCCAGCGCCAGUUGCAAUUGACAACAUGUUUACAUCUCACAUGCACCAACAUGAGCCGUGCCUUGGUAGAUGAGGCACUAGAAGAGGCCAAGGUCUUGGGUAUUCGCAAUAUUCUGGCUCUUCGUGGUGACCCGCCGCGCAGUGAAGAAUACAACAUGCAUGGAGAAGACGAUAGCAACAAGGACUUUACAUUCGCUGUAGAUCUCGUACGAUACAUUCGCCAAAAAUUUGGUGAUUACUUCUGUCUAGGUGUGGCCGCCUAUCCAGAAGGCCACCCAGUCGAUUCUUUCCAAGAUGUUCAAGAUCCGAAGAAGGAUCUCCCAUAUUUAGUGGAGAAAACCCAGGCGGGCGCAGACUUCAUAAUGACACAGUUGACAUAUGACAUUGAAGCUUACACUAAAUUUGAGAAUAUGUUACGGAACCAUGAAUCUGGCGCAUUCAAAACUAUCCCUAUCAUUCCUGGCUUGAUGCCAAUCCACAGCUACAAGAUCUUGACGAGAGUGACGAAACUCAGCCAUGUUAAAAUUCCGCCUCAUAUCCUUUCGAAACUAGAAGAAGCGAAACACGACGAUGAUGCUGUGAAACGCAUCGGUGUGGAUAUAAUCAGCAAUAUUGUGGGUGGUGUUAGGGAUAUCCCCUCUCCUGGGCUCCGAGGUUUCCACUUCUACACUCUGAAUCUUGAAAAGACAGUGUCAUUCAUUCUCGAACGCUGCGAUCUCAUUCCCCCAUAUUCCGAGGACUUUGAUGCAUUAGAAGAUGGAGGGGAUAUCUCUGCUAUGGACGGGGCUCAACUACGUUCUCUAACGAGACGGCGGGCCUCGUCUAUCAAUUCUCUUCCGCAUAAUCGGGUCAUUGUAGACAAGCUACAGAUUUCCGAAGGAUCAUCAAAAGCCUCCGUCUCACAUGAAGCUCCUGCGACAAGUGCUGGAAUGCCUGCGAUGCCACCAGAUCGCAGCACAACCCUUCAGAUUUCGGAAGGUCUUGGUGCCCUUGGCAGGGAGGCCACCUGGGAUGACUUCCCGAACGGUCGCUGGGGUGAUGCUCGUUCACCAGCAUUCGGUGAAAUUGAUGGCUACGGCCCAUCGUUGCACGUUCCCCCUUCGGUUGCUCACCGAAUCUGGGGUUUCCCAGUGUCUCGUGAAGACAUCAGUACCCUCUUCCGCCGCCACGUCUCGGGUGAGUUACACAUGGUCCCAUGGUCAGAGGGUGGUGCCGAGGAAGGCAGUCCCGGUUUGAAUGCGGAAACAGAGAUUAUCCGGUCGGACCUUCUAAAACUCAUUGAUGGUAAUGGCUGGUGGACGUUGGCAUCCCAGCCAGCUGUGAAUGGCGUUCGCAGCGAUGACCCUAUAUUCGGCUGGGGUCCUCCCCGCGAGGGAUUUGUCUUCCAGAAACCGUUCGUUGAGUUCUUCUGCCCAAGCGAAGACUACCAGUCGGUACUCAAGCCAUUACUUAAGAAACACGGUCAUGAAAAACUUGCCUGGUUCGCAGCCAAUGUAAAGGGUGACUUCGAAUCUUCCUUGCCAGCCCAAACUUCCGACGCCGAUCCCAUUGAGAUGAACCCGAACAACGUCAACGCCGUGACAUGGGGCGUCUUCCGUGGAAAAGAAAUUGUUACCCCCACUAUCAUCGAAGAAGUCAGUUUCCGCGCUUGGGGCGAGGAGGCGUUCCGUAUAUGGGAUGAAUGGCGCCGCAUCUAUCCACGCAACUCUGCAACCGAGCGCUUCCUCAACGAUAUCCAGCACGAUAUCUGGCUCGUCUGUGUUGUCGGUCAGGACUUCGGAGCGGGAACCGAGAUGGGAUCGGAGGAUGAGGAGGAUGAGAAGAAGUGGAUGUGGAAGGUUCUAGCGAAUGCUAAAUAAGCUCUACUUUGUCUCAAGUAGUGAGAUGUAUAAAAUACGGACCAAGGAACAUUAAGUAUCAUCUUCCCACGAUCAUGAUUCUUUCAUUGCAUAAUGAUCUUAUAACCAAUCAUAACCACGUUGUAAUCAUUUACA